Molecule: messenger RNA, 746 nt
Organism: Fomitiporia mediterranea MF3/22
Lineage: Eukaryota; Fungi; Basidiomycota; Agaricomycetes; Hymenochaetales; Hymenochaetaceae
Exons: 5
Coding region: 19-591 (190 amino acids)
Source: RefSeq, a predicted model, not a curated record
CCCUAUAUACGCCUUGCUAUGCCGGAAGUCAAAAGCUUUCCGAUCUUCUACCCUCCUGAUGGAUUAUACUACAUCUUCAGCAAGGACUACGGCCACUUCUGGCGUCAACGUGGAACAGAUUGGGAAGGUGCAAUUAUUGACUGUGAGCCGCUUGGACAAGUAAGGGAGGGAAACACUAUGGAUAACCGAAUCUGGAAAGUCACCACAACAAGACCGGCAACGAAUAAGCUCGGGCCUCGUGUAACUCUCCAAUCCGCUCUGGCUCCGCAAGAAAGCGAGUCAGAAGAUGCCGUAGGAUUUGUUUCGAAGAAGAGCGGCAAGGUUAUCCCGUCGAAUAAAAAGGCGUCCUGGACUCUCAUUGGGCAUGGAAUGAAGCCGUUCGCUUACAAAAUUGUAACAAACGACCUGCGCAUCUCAAUCAAUGCCCCUAUGCAUUCUGCGAUGGACCCAAAGUCUGAGCUUCAUGCUGAGUUCCACGUGACAAGUGCAUAUGACAUGCGAGUGUACGACCCACAGUGGUGGUAUUUUAUACCUGUAGGUCAGAUUGACGGGUUCCUUUCUGCAAAUGGGAUUCAAAGGGCAGGAAAGUAAAAAAGUAUAUGUAAUACAAGAAACUUUCUUUCAUGUCUAAGAUACACAUAUGUGCUACCUGGUUGUGAUUUCUUUGCCUUCGCGAUCCUUGAUGAUUUUUUAUGCUUGAGUUUUCGAUACUGGUUUUGUAUUCUUCGGAUCAGAAUAAACUCAAA